Cuscuta campestris is the source of this 877-nucleotide messenger RNA. The record is from the annotation of a GenBank genome assembly. Lineage: Eukaryota; Viridiplantae; Streptophyta; Magnoliopsida; Solanales; Convolvulaceae.
AUUAUUCCUUUCAAAAGGUCAUUAUUAAGUCCUAUUUAGGGAAUAAAAAAAUUUAAGUCCUACAUUAGGAAAGUCAUUAUGUUUUAAUCAUAUUUAGUGCAAAUUUCACUUUAUUUUUCCAAAGAAAAAAACAUCUUUCCAAACAAAACUAGGAACCAACGAACCGUGGGUCAAAUUUCGGGUAGAUCUCUACCGGUUUCAGCUGACCCGAAUUUUCCCCCCAAAUUGUUUUCCGAUCUAGUUAAAAUGGAAGAUUUCGAGAAAUUUGAAGGCGCAGACGGUGUUAAUCCGCCCAGAGAUGGCGUUUCCAGUGAGAAAUCGGGUGCGGAGAAGAUGGAAGCUGCAAUCAUGGAAGAACUCUUCAAAUUGAGGGGACUCCCACAGUACAGCUCGUACGUGAUUCAUCGAUUCCGGGUUUUGAACAAAAUCCUGCAGCUUUUGUCCAUUCAGCGAACCAAAACCCAAGAUGAGGAGUUGGAAUCACUGUUUGCUGGGCUUUCUAUUGGCUGAUCUGAAGAGGAAGAAGAAGAAGAAAAAAAACGUAUUGUUUGUGAUUGCUCUCCAUGUACUUUUGUUCCUCUUUCAAUAGUGAGUAAUUAGUCUCUAUCCAGGGUGACUUAAGAAGUGUAAAAUAUGCUCUAGAAUGCUUUUCAUAUUACCAAAGCUCGGAGUAAUUAUUUUCUGCAUCUGAUUUAGUAUUUUUCUUAGAGCAUGUUCUUUAGGAUUGGAAAAAAAGAACUCGGUGUUGGAAGAAACUUGAAAAAACUAAAAAGAAUUCAACACACACACAAAUACCCUCUAAGCCAUUAUGGUAUAGUGGUUUUCAGGGCACUUGUUUCACUUAUUUGUGGAACUCGAUUAAAUGUUUAUGAUAUUG